AUGGCUAUGGCAGAGAAGAAGAACGAAUACCCGCCGAGCGUGGAGGCCGACCGUCGCCUGCUGAAAUUCGACACUUGGGAGGAGUACCUGGAUUCGCUGAUUGAGAUCGCAGACCUUCGAAACCUUAGGAGUAUCGAGUCUGCCCGCACUAUCGCUGCACUUGGGUACAGAGCUAACGGCGAUACUUUACAGGAAAAAGAAUUUUAUGCCAGACGUAAAGUAAUUCACAAUAUAGUUUACCCGGUUACAAAGCCGUACGUCUUAGUAAGCGAAGGUACCGACUUAGACGAUCCCUUUAAAAGAGAAUUGGCUAUAAGGGAGCGUGCGAACAGAAUUGGUAUUUUGCAGUCUAUCAUCUUCAUUCGUCAUUUCACGAAGAGCGGCUUCGAGAUAUCCGGAUACAUCGACUACGCACAUAGACUACUCACCGAAGACUGGGUGCCGUUUUUUAAGACGAGAAAGAUGCUGUGGCCGAGGGACAGUGACCUGGGAUAUUUUCAUUGGCGGCACGGCACCGUUCGAAGCAACAUCAGCCGAAAUUACAAGCCAAUAAUGGAUCCAGAACAAGGGCUGCUGUUUCAAAAUCGCCACGAUCACAAAAUAAUUUGCCCAAAUCCGGAACAAGAACCUGGACAAAACACAUCCAAGAAGCGAGUUUACUCUCCUAUGUAUACCCAAAUCGAAAUCUACGAUCACGUAGUUAGGAAAAAGAGC
Molecule: messenger RNA, 714 nt
Organism: Iphiclides podalirius (scarce swallowtail)
Lineage: Eukaryota; Metazoa; Arthropoda; Insecta; Lepidoptera; Papilionidae
Source: the annotation of a GenBank genome assembly